CUUUGUUCAUUUUCAGUUAACAAUAAUCCAUUCAACUGAAUUUGUAUGUGUUGCUUGAACUUCUAGUGAAUGGAAUAUUCUGAGGUUGAAAAAUAUGCAGUUUUUUAUAAUUGUGUUUUAAUAUAACCCAAGAACUUGAACUGCUUCAAUGUUUAUCAGUUACGAUAAAAACAGCACACUGUUCCAGUGCAGCUGUCUUGGAUAUGAACCAAUUUUCAUGGUAGCUUAGGUUCAAUAUACAACUAGCAAGUUUAACAAGCAUCGACAUCAGGUUUCACUGGCUGUAGUAAAUGACUGACUUCAAGCAAGAACUAAACUUACUCUAUUGAAGAAGUAUGGAGUACAUUAAGGGUUUAAGUCAAAUUGGUAGAGGCCUGAAGACCUGUGAUGACAUCUUUCUGAGGAUCAACUAUCUCUAUACUCCUAUGUUCCUCAUUGGGGCAUCUCUUUAUAUCACAAUUGUCAUCAACUUUGGGGAGAAGAUACGAUGCUGGACUCCUGCCCAGUUCUCUGAUGCUCAUGUUGAUUACACCAAUGCACAGUGCUGGCAAAGUCAUACACAUUACCUCCCACUUGUUCAGGGGGUUCCUGUAGGGUUGGAUCUGCAGCGAGAUGCAAUAGAAGCCAAACAUCGCCAUGUUGCAUUGUAUUUUGUAUAUAUGGCAGUCUGUUUCUUCGCUCCCAUAAUUCUCUGGUGGGCUGUUACUGGAAAAUCUGGACUUGAUGUUGAUGCAGUGAUCAAAGAUGGUUCAAACCAGAACAUUCAAUCUUUUGUUGAUAAGUUUGGAGACUAUAUGAAGAAAGCAAAAUCUGACCCUGUAGCAAAGCUCUGUGCUUACUGCACAACCUUCUAUGGUACAUAUCUGGUGAUUGUCUUUGCCAUUGUAAAACUGAUCUAUGUUAUCAAUGUGAUUGUUCAACUUCGUAGAGUCGAUUCUUACCUUGCUGACCACAUCAAUGUGAAUGGGACAAUGAUUAAAAUCGAAGGUAGCUAUGCUGCAAAGGUUCUGGUUGAAUUAUCAACAUGGCAGCAUUGGACAUCUGGAUCUCAGACAUUUCCAGAUGUAAUCCUUUGUGAUUUUCAAACUCGUCAGCUUGGAAACGUGUACACUCAAACAUCACAAUGUAUCCUGCCUUUGAAUGAAAUGAACCGGGAUAUAUUCCGUGUUGUUUGGAUUUGGCUCUGCGUAUUGAUCCUAAUCAAUAUAUACGGCUUUCUUUCGUGGAUGAUUGCAGCUUGUAGAGGUCACAUGACAUCAAUUGUCUCCAGAGGUCUAAUGGCAUCCCAGCCAGGUGGUGCCAACAAUGCGUUUCUGAUGAAAGAUGGCGCUUUCUUACUUGGACUGAUCGAUCAAAAUGCUGAUAAGGGAGUGGCUGCGAGUGUUAUUGAAGCAUUGCUGAAACAACAAAAAGCAGAACAUGCCCCUCCUGAGAAUAUAGGAGGACAUCCAUCAGGACCACAGUCUGCUGGUAUUCAUAGACAGCCUAAGGAACAAUCUGGCCCUGCCUACGGGGCCUAUGGGG
Molecule: messenger RNA, 1524 nt
Organism: Owenia fusiformis
Lineage: Eukaryota; Metazoa; Annelida; Polychaeta; Sabellida; Oweniidae
Source: the annotation of a GenBank genome assembly